Molecule: messenger RNA, 1062 nt
Organism: Saccostrea cuccullata (small rock oyster)
Lineage: Eukaryota; Metazoa; Mollusca; Bivalvia; Ostreida; Ostreidae
Product: tryptase-like
Exons: 7
Coding region: 41-1036 (331 amino acids)
Biological process (GO): proteolysis
Molecular function (GO): serine-type endopeptidase activity
Source: RefSeq, a predicted model, not a curated record
UUCUCACUUCGGUCUCUUUCUAUAAACUGAACUGGUCAUAAUGUGGCUCAUCAACGUUUGUCUUCUGUUUCUCGGAGUACAAUAUACAGCAGCAUCAACAUGUUCCACUUCACUGCAUGGUCGCUGUGUACAUUUAUAUGACUAUUGUCACGUUGGAGACAGCUAUACGUAUAACUUCUGUGGAUUCCUGCAGAAAUGUUGUAUCCCUCCGACUUAUGUACAAACACACACCACACCACCCCCACAUUCCGGAGGUGUGUCCCCGAAUAAUGUAGCCCAGUGCGGAACUUCAUCAGUGGGUUCAACCCAUACUAAAAUAGUGGGCGGUACUACAGCAUCACAUGGGGAAUUUCCAUGGCAGGUGUCGCUGAUGUAUGGCGGAAGUCACGUGUGUGGUGGUACACUUAUUGACUCACAGUGGGUUGCUACUGCUGCUCACUGCUUUGAAGACUACCACAAUGCUCGGUACUGGACCGUGGGUGUGGGGAUGCACGAUCGCCACCAUGUGUAUACAAGUCAGGUCCAUCAUGUCCGCAACUUGAUUGUCCACUCCGGCUACAAUUCUCGUACAAACCUUAACGAUAUUGCCCUGAUGAAACUGGACAAACCUGUAGAUAUCAACAGUCAAUACAUCCGAGCUGCCUGUCUGCCACAUUCUUACGACCAAUUCGAACAAAUGACGUGUACAGUUACUGGAUGGGGUGCCACAUAUUUCGAUAACAACGGCAAUGCCCCGGGCGCUCAGUACUUAAGAAAGGUUGAUGUACCGACGAUGACAAACUCCCAGUGUCAGUAUUUCCUGGGUAGAAAUCACGUGCACACAAGUAACAUCUGCGCAGGUUUGAGGGCAGGCGGGAAAGAUGCCUGUCAGGGUGACAGCGGCGGACCUUUAGUUUGUAAGAAGGACGGAUUGUGGAAAUUGGCGGGAAUCGUGUCCUGGGGGUACGGCUGUGGGGACAGGAACGCCCCCGGGGUGUACACACGUGUCAGUUCCUUCCUAACCUGGAUUAACCAACAAAAAGCAGCGCAUCCUUGAUCUCUUUCCAAUUAACUCAGAUUUUU